Molecule: messenger RNA, 1452 nt
Organism: Penicillium antarcticum
Lineage: Eukaryota; Fungi; Ascomycota; Eurotiomycetes; Eurotiales; Aspergillaceae
Exons: 3
Coding region: 1-1452 (483 amino acids)
Biological process (GO): carboxylic acid transport; transmembrane transport
Cellular component (GO): plasma membrane
Molecular function (GO): carboxylic acid transmembrane transporter activity
Source: RefSeq, a predicted model, not a curated record
AUGGCGAUCGUCGAAAGUGGGACACCGUCUCCCCAACAAGACGAGACGAGCAAGUCCGAAACUGUUGUCAACGGCAGGGAUGUCGAGGAGGUUACAACUCAUUCGUAUCGGCCUAGCAGGUGGCAGAGCAACCUGACUAUUAUUAGUUGCUAUAUUGCCAACUUCAGUGAUGGAUUCCAAAACACCCUUGCCAACCCUACCAAUGUUAUCUUCAAGCAGGUGCUCGGUGCUGAUGGCUACUCUUCUGAAAUGAAGACCCGGAUUAGCAAUUCUCUGCUCGUCGGUGCUAUCCUUGGUGUUGUUGCUCUCGGAUACACCUCUGAUAUGUUCUCGCGACGGGUGGGAUUGCUCUUUACUUCUUCACUUGUUGCCAUUGGUACAUUGAUGUCGGCGCUGGCUCUUCAGAUGCACCCCUCGAGCAAUAUGUUGUGGUAUUUCGUUAUCGUUCGCGGUAUUUCUGGAUUCGGUGUCGGAGGUGAAUACCCUCCCAGUGCGGCAGCUGGGAUUGAAGAAACGGAUGAUGCGAGUAUCAUGCGAAAAUACCGUGGUCCAAUGUUUGUUUCAUUUACGACACUGAUGGCUACCACCGCUGGCCCGAUCCUGAUGAUCAUCUACUUGGUCACACUGAUCGCCAGCGACAACAAUCUCGUCGUUGCAUUCCACGCUAUCUACUCCAUUGCAACUAUUCUUCCGGUUGCAAUUAUCAUUCUCCGGAUGUUUAUGGUUGACUCGUCACUCUUCCACUAUUCCAACCUUACACGCCAGCCCAAAUCACUUCGCUUAUACAUGCUCCUGGCUAAGCGUUACUGGUGGAGACUACUGACAACAUCAUUGGCCUUCUUCCUGUACGACUUCAUCAACUUCCCAAACAGCAUCAUGUCCAGCACAAUCAUUUCCUCACUUGUCAAGGACCAUAACGUGCGAACUACAGCCAUCUGGCAAGUCAUUCUAGCCGUGCUUCCAGUUCCCGGUGUUAUAGUCGGAGCUUGGUUGACAAACGCCAUUGGACGGCGAUGGACUGGUAUCGCGGGAUUCGCAGGCUACGUGGUUCUCGGUUUUGUCAUUGGCGGAACCUACACCAAGCUUUCUCAGAACAUUUCCGCAUUCGUUGUUCUGUAUGGCUUGCUGCAAGUUUUUGGCCAUAUGGGACCGGGGGCUACCAUUGGACUUAUCUCAUCUGAGUCUUUCCCGACUGCCAUGCGUUCUAUGGGAUAUAGUAUUGCCACGGCGUUUGGCAGAACGGGUGCUGCUGUCGGAACGCAGUGUUUCACUCCCUUGCAGGACCAUGCUGGAAACAGCUCCACGUUUUACCUCGCUGGGGGUGUUGCUAUCCUCGGAAUGAUGGCUUACUACUUCCUUCCUGAGAGUGGGGAGUUGGACUUGGAGAAGGAGGACAAGGAUCUCAAGGUGUACCUGCUGCAGCAUGGGUUCGAUACCAAUGUGAAGGAGUAG